This is a messenger RNA of Humulus lupulus (European hop), 3353 nucleotides long. Its product is annotated as microtubule-associated protein TORTIFOLIA1-like. Gene Ontology annotation, molecular function: microtubule binding. The transcript has 6 exons. Bases 381 to 3053 code for a protein of 890 amino acids. NCBI's taxonomy places the organism in Eukaryota, Viridiplantae, Streptophyta, Magnoliopsida, Rosales, Cannabaceae. Gene Ontology annotation, biological process: unidimensional cell growth; multicellular organism development; circumnutation. Gene Ontology annotation, cellular component: cortical microtubule, transverse to long axis. The record is from RefSeq and is a predicted model, not a curated record.
GAAGAAGAAGAAGGUUGAACUGUCUGGUACGGUUUAGGCUCCAUUGCAUACCACUGUAUCUAUUGGCCCAAAUAUUUGGCCUUUUCACGGGAGAGCUCUCUCCUUUUUGCUUCUUUCACUUCCAUUCUGUUCUCAGAUCUCAUUCGCUGUUUGUUUCGAUUUGUCUUUCAAAUGAUUGUUUUAUAGAGAGCCUUGACUCUUACUCCAUCUCCAACCUCUCUCUCUCUCUCACUGUUUCUCAAUCUCAAAGAGUUCAAAGGAGCCACUGAUUCAGAGAUACCCAUCUGCAUUUCUCUCUAUAGACGCCAUUUUUGCGAGAUACCCAUCUGCAUUUUUUACUCAAGUAUUGUCAUAUAGAGAACUACCCAUUUGCCUAAACAAUGAGUUUUCACGCACCCAGAACUUCAAAACCCACGAAACCCCCUAACCAGUCAAGCUCAACUCCACAGCAAUCUUCUUCCAUGAGAUCUUCUACUUCGUCUUCUCUCUCAACCCAUCUCGCAAUGGUUGAGCUCAAGCAAAGGAUUCUUACUUCUCUCUCUAAGCUUUCUGACCGUGACACUUACCAAAUCGCCGUCGAAGACCUCGAGAAGAUCAUCCAAACUCUCUCCCCUGAGGGUAUCCCAAUGCUUCUUAAUUGUCUCUACGAAGCCUCCUCUGACCCAAAACCCGCCGUCAAGAAAGAGUCCCUGAGGCUCCUCGCCGUCGUUUGUGCCUCCCAUGGUGAUUCCACAUCAACCCACUUGACCAAAAUCAUUGCGCACAUAGUCAAAAGGCUCAAGGAUUCAGAUUCGGCCGUCAAAGAUGCGUGUCGCGAGACUAUUGGUGCAUUGUCGGCGCAGUACUUGAAGGGUGAAAAUGGCAAUGGUGAUAAUGGGGGUCUGGGGUCUGUGGUGGCUUUGUUUGUGAAGCCUUUGUUUGAAGCAAUGGGGGAGCAGAACAAAGGGGUGCAAUCUGGUGCGGCAAUGUGCAUGGCUAAGAUGGUGGAAUGCGCCUCGGACCCGCCUGUGGUGGCAUUUCAGAAGCUGUGCUCUAGGAUCUGCAAAAUGCUUAACAAUCCUAACUUUCAGGCCAAAGCGGCACUUUUGCCUGUCGUUUCAAGCUUGUCUCAGGUAAGAGCCAUUGCCCCACAGAGCUUGGAUAAUCUGUUGCAAUGCAUUCACGAAUGCCUUGGGAGUUCGGAUUGGGCAACACGUAAAGCGGCGGCUGAGGCAUUGAUUGCUUUAGCAUUGCAUUCAAGCAACUUAGUUACAGAUGGCGCUGCUUCCACACUGACCAUGCUUGAAGCUUGUCGUUUUGACAAGAUAAAACCUGUCAGAGAUAGCAUGACAGAGGCAUUGCAAUUGUGGAAAAAGAUUGCAGGGAAAGGAGAAGUUGGAGCUCCAGAGGACAAGAAAUCUUCAAAUUCUGAAAAUCAUCAGCCCACUGAAAUGUCAGAAAAAGACGAGACAAAAAAUUCGAAGGGUGAGAAAAAGGACUCGUUGGCAAAGGAUUCAUCUAAUAGUUCAUCCCCUAAUUCCAAAGGGGGGAGUAUUUCAGACAAGGCAGUUGUAAUAUUGAAGAAGAAAGCGCCUGUCUUAACUGACAAAGAGUUAAACCCAGAGUUUUUUCACAAACUAGAAACACGAUGUGGUGAUUUGCCUGUUGAAGUGGUUGUUCCUCGUAGGUAUCCGAACAUUUCGAACUCAAAUAAUGAGGAAGAAUCAGAGCAAAACAAUACAGAUUCCAAGGAUAGACCAAAUCGCAUUGGAAAUGUUCAGUCUGAUGAUUCUCAUGGAACAUUCAAUAGUAAAUAUCGUAACAUAGAAAGAGUUAAUGAUUUAAAUCAAAGAGAAUCAUCUGGUAAUCAUGUGGGCUUCUCUAAGACUGAGGACCAAUCUGAAGCUUCCUUCAUAAACAAUAAAGGAAAUUGGUUGGCUAUCCAAAGGCAGUUACUACAGCUGGAGAGGCAACAAUCUCUUCUGAUGAAUAUGCUGCAGGAUUUCAUGGGUGGUUCGCAUGAUAGCAUGAUAACUCUUGAGAACAGAGUAAGGGGGCUCGAGAGAAUUGUUGAGGACAUGGCAAGGGAUCUGUCAAUAUCAUCAGGUAGGAGAGGAGGUAACUUUGCAAUGGGAUUUGAUGGAUCUAAUAGGCCUUUAGGCAAGUAUAAUGGAUUCUCUGAAUACUCAAGUGUGAAGUUUGGUAGGAGUGGGGAUGGGCGGAUGCCUUUUGUGGAAAGAUUUGCCCAAACUGAUGGAAUUGCUUCAGGCAUGCGUGGACGAGGUCCUCAUUGGAGAACAGACGCACCUGAGGCUUGGGAUUUUCCAACUUACGGUGCUUCCAGGAAUGGGCAGAUUGGUUCAAGGAGAACUCUAGCUGGUGGUUCUCCCAAGGCAGAACAGGAGAGCGAUCAGGGUCCCAGCCGGAGGGGUUGGGAUAAGGGGGCUGGACCAGUUAGGCUGGGUGAGGGACCUUCAGCUAGAAGUGUCUGGCGAGCUUCAAAGGAUGAGGCAACCUUAGAAGCAAUUCGGGUGGCUGGAGAAGACAAUGGACAUGGAAGAUCUCGUACAGCCAGAGUUGCUAUCCCUGAAUUGACUGCAGAGGCUAUGGGAGAUGAUAAUGUUGAGCAAGAACGGGACCCAGUCUGGACUUCUUGGACUAAUGCAAUGGAUGCUCUUCAUGCUGGUGACAUGGAUUCAGCAUAUGCUGAAAUGUUGUCUACUGGGGAUGACAUCUUACUUGUAAAGUUAAUGGACAGAUCUGGUCCUGUGGUUGACCAACUCUCCAAUGAAAUAGCAAGUGAGGUCCUGCAUGCUAUUACGCAAUUUUUACCAGAGCAGAACUUGUUUGACAUAUGUUUGUCCUGGAUUCAACAGUUGACAGAAAUAGUAUUAGAACAUGGGCCAGAUAUCUUGGGUAUUCCCAUGGAAGUGAAGAAAGAGCUUUUAUUGAACUUACAUGAAGCUUUGUUGACAAUGGAUACACCAGAGGACUGGGAAGGUGCAAUGCCUGACCAGAUUGUGAUGCAGCUAGCAUCAGCCUGGGGAAUUGAUCUACAACAGCAUGAGAAAUAGUUCCUAGCCAGCUUGAUGAAAUAUUUGUAUACCCUUUUUCCUCUAUUUUUUUUUUACGCGGUGAUUUGAGUAUCAUGUACUUUUACACAAGCUGCAGAAAGUGGCUUUUCCAAUAUUUCUCUUAACUUUUGAGCUUCUGUGUUCAUAAUGUGCAUUACUGAUGUGGUUGAUCAAAAUUGGAAAUGAAUGUAUAUUUUUUUUGCCUUGUACUUUGUGAAAGAUGUAUAAUGUUGCCUAAAAGAAUUGCUAAUGAAUUAUGAUCGCUGGUUAUUUAGACCACCGGUCGGUUUGAUGAUAAUU